Teleopsis dalmanni is the source of this 1019-nucleotide messenger RNA. RefSeq lists its product as uncharacterized. The record is from RefSeq and is a predicted model, not a curated record. Lineage: Eukaryota; Metazoa; Arthropoda; Insecta; Diptera; Diopsidae. Bases 44 to 742 code for a protein of 232 amino acids. The transcript is spliced from 3 exons.
UUUUAGAUUUAGUUUCAAAAUUUUUCUCACACUGAACUACAAUAUGGCAAACAAAUUAUUAAAUAAAGCUGUAAAAUCUGACGGAGAAGGACGGAAAUUCGAAGCUUUAUCAAUCUAUGAGCACCUAGUGUUUAAACUGAUGCAAAAGCAGACUGCGCAAGGCUAUAAAUCCAGAGAACUAAUGCAAUUAACAAAAAAUUAUGUCGAACGCAUUGAAGUUGUAAAAGCUUUUAUAGAUAAAAAAUUUGCUCCUGCAAAACGAAUUAGAACCAAACUCUUCAUGGACGAUUCUGUUGGUGCUGGUUACAAUGAUAUGUUUCAACCCUAUUUGCGAUCGAAAAUCACUGAAGUGGAAAUUGAUGAGCCUGAAAUGAAUGAGAGCAAGCAUUACAAAAACUUAACAGAUAUCAUUAUUAUGCUUACAGAUUCAUGUCCACAUUUAAAAUAUAUACGGUUUGUUACUACUUAUGAUCCUAAGCCGGAGGCAACACAGAAACGAGCACUGAUUAAAGUGAAGAAUAGCAUGCUUAAACGAGGCAUUGGGAUGGGAAUAAAGUGUACAGAUGAAAAUGUGGAGGCUAAAGUUAUUUUGGAUAAUGGAUAUAUCAUUAAGACUGGUUUCGGAAUUCAUUAUCAUAAGCUGGCGUUUGACGAAAAUGGUAAAGUAACUCAGCCAGAUGACCGAAAUGAACAAAAAUGUAAUUCUACUGCGUUUGAAGUUUGGAGGGCAGCUGGUUUCUAAUACUUCAUCUUCUAAUAUUUCUUGUCAUAUGAAAAUUAAGUGAAAGUAUUUAGUAGUUUCUUGCUUUCACUGUUAGUAAAAAUCCUCAUCCAUUCAGAAAGUAACUGUCAAAUAUUAGAAACUGUCAAAACCUUAUCAAAAACCAAGCUUGUGAAAUCCUGUCAAAAAACUUCCAGUACUGUAAUUUGCUGCACUUGUCCUAAGUAUACGAAACGAUCAUUAUAUUACUACAUAUAUAAAGCUAUAUAUAUUUCUUAUAAUAUUUAUAAUAAUACCA